CGCCGGGAAUUGUAGUUUGCGUAAGGGGCCUCCCCCGCUCUUCCCGUCCAGCCUACAGAGCAGAAACUACAUCUCCCAGAAGCCCGCGGAACAGACCCGGGAGAACUACUAUUCCCAGGAGAUACCCCGGAGGCGCGCACGCUCGCUUGUUGCCCUCCUGUUGGGGGCGGAGUCAGGUCGAGCGGAGUUGGGUUCUCCUCUCCACGCCCCGGCUCCGUCUCCCAACUCUGCCCUGUGAUUGGUGGUUAAGCCAGCCCACCCCCUUCUCUAUUGGUCGAGCGGCCGUCGCUCUCCCUGCCGGGGAGUCGCCUACGCCUACUUCCUCCCGGGAGGAGGGGCUCGAGUUCCGCGUCGUCGCGCAGAGCUGACUCUGGGAGGCGUUUGGGCCCAGAGAAGUGGGUUCGUCGCUUGCGCCGCAUGGAGUCCGAAUCGGAAAGCGGGGCCACCGCUGACACCCCUCCACUGGAGACCCUAAGCUUCCAUGGUGAUGAAGAGAUUAUCGAGGUGGUAGAACUGGAUCCCGGUCCGCCGGACCCGGCAGACGAUCUGGCCCAGGAGAUGGAAGAUGUGGACUUUGAGGAAGAGGAAGAGGAAGAUGGCAAUGAGGAGGGCUGGGUUCUGGAACCCCAGGAAGGGGUGGUCGGCAGCAUGGAGGGCCCAGACGAUAGCGAAGUCACCUUUGCAUUGCACUCGGACCCCAGACUGGUGGCAUCCCAUGCUGAGAAUUCAUCUGUGUUUUGUGUGAGCCUGGACCCCAAGACCAACACCUUGGCAGUGACAGGGGGCGAAGAUGACAAAGCCUUUGUGUGGAGGCUCAGCGACGGGGAACUGCUCUUUGAGUGUGCAGGCCACAAAGACUCUGUGACCUGUGCUGCUUUCAGCCACGACUCUACCCUGGUGGCCACAGGGGACAUGAGUGGCCUCUUAAAAGUGUGGCAGGUGGACACCAAGGAGGAGGUCUGGUCCUUUGAAGCAGGAGAUCUGGAGUGGAUGGAGUGGCACUCUCGGGCACCUGUCCUACUGGCGGGCACGGCUGACGGCAACACCUGGAUGUGGAAGGUCCCGAAUGGUGACUGCAAGACCUUCCAGGGCCCCAACUGCCCAGCCACCUGUGGCCGAGUCCUCCCUGAUGGGAAGCGAGCUGUGGUCGGCUAUGAAGAUGGUACCAUCCGGGUUUGGGACCUGAAGCAGGGAAACUCUAUCCAUGUACUAAAAGGGACCGAGGGUCACCAAGGCCCUCUGACCUGUGUUGCCACCAACCAGGACGGCAGCCUGAUCCUCACUGGCUCUGUGGACUGCCAGGCCAAGCUGGUCAGUGCCACCACCGGCAAGGUGGUGGGCGUUUUCAGACCCGAGACCGUGGCCUCCCAGCCCAAUCUGGGAGAAGGGGAGGAGAGCGAGUCCAACUCCGUGGAGUCCUUGGGCUUUUGCAGUGUGAUGCCUCUGGCAGCUGUUGGCUACCUGGAUGGGACCUUGGCCAUCUAUGACCUGUCUACGCAGACCCUCAGGCACCAGUGUCAGCACCAGUCGGGCAUCGUGCAGCUGCUGUGGGAGGCAGGCACCGCCGUGGUUUACACUUGCAGCCUGGAUGGCAUUGUGCGCCUCUGGGACGCUCGGACCGGCCGCCUGCUUACUGACUACCGGGGCCACACGGCCGAGAUCCUGGACUUUGCUCUCAGCAAAGAUGCCUCCCUGGUGGUGACCACGUCAGGAGACCACAAAGCAAAAGUAUUUUGUGUCCAGAGGCCUGACCGCUAACAGCUGCAGCCUCUGCUUUGUGUCUGGUGUGGAGGGGGCACAGAGAUCCCCAUCAGCAGAGGCGGUAGGGUAGGAGGGAAGAGGAGGGGACGGGCCUCGGACUCACUUUCCAACCACUUCAAACUGACUUGCCCCCUCUCUGUCCCUUUCUUCUCUUAAGAGUCCCACCCCUCGGGCCCCUCCUUCCCGCCCUCUCCCUCGUAGUCCUCGCCCAGACCUGGCACGCCCUUCAGAGGGAGGUUCAGACCUCUUUCUCUUUCACUUCCUUUGCUGGUGUGAGCCAUGGGGGUGUGUAUUUGUAUGUGGGGAGUAGGUCUUCGAAGUUCCCGCUCUUUCCCUUCCCAAGUCUCUGGGGGCGGAAAGGAGGAAGAGAUAUUAGUUAACAGAUUUUAAAAAUGUAAAUAAAAUAUACUUCCCAGA
Molecule: messenger RNA, 2178 nt
Organism: Aethalodelphis obliquidens (Pacific white-sided dolphin)
Lineage: Eukaryota; Metazoa; Chordata; Mammalia; Artiodactyla; Delphinidae
Gene: AAMP
Product: angio associated migratory cell protein
Exons: 12
Coding region: 418-1758 (446 amino acids)
Cellular component (GO): cytosol
Molecular function (GO): protein binding
Source: RefSeq, a predicted model, not a curated record